Molecule: messenger RNA, 534 nt
Organism: Suillus subalutaceus
Lineage: Eukaryota; Fungi; Basidiomycota; Agaricomycetes; Boletales; Suillaceae
Exons: 2
Coding region: 131-487 (118 amino acids)
Source: RefSeq, a predicted model, not a curated record
CGCAUGUGUUAUGUGUGCAUGUAGGCGCAGUGUUGAUUGAAGGUAUCGAGCGCCACAGCUCAUAAACAGCGUCGUCGCCCUUUACCUGCACUUAACUUGAAGAUUUCAAACUUCGUACCUCUGAAUCAAGAUGUCUCUUUCCACAUUAUGGUUGGGGAAGACUGAAGCGAAACAAAUCUCGCAAUUUCUUGUUCUCAAACAUGGUCAAGACCGGGUCAUGGUUAAACGGCAAAGCUCGUAUGAUCUCAUGCUUGACACCGCCUGCAAACAUUUCCCAAGCAUUCCGAGAUAUUUGGUCAAGUUGCAGACCAAUCAACUCGAUGUUUGUGAUGGCCACUAUGUGGACAUCACGCCUGAUAUAUGGGACGAUGUCAUUGACUUGCUUAACGUCGUUGAGGUGACUCAGCGUGCGGAAAAGACAUUGCCUGUCCCACUGCCGCUUGUCUCGGAUGCUCAGUGGGGCUAUUUCAUUCCGGAUGGAAUCUGAUUUUUAAAACUCGCCACAACCAUCUACUCCAAAGCAAGAGAUGUACA